This is a messenger RNA of Drosophila miranda, 896 nucleotides long. RefSeq lists its product as uncharacterized. NCBI's taxonomy places the organism in Eukaryota, Metazoa, Arthropoda, Insecta, Diptera, Drosophilidae. The transcript is spliced from 2 exons. The record is from RefSeq and is a predicted model, not a curated record. Bases 580 to 882 code for a protein of 100 amino acids.
GCAGGCGGCACGGUGAAAUGGAGUGCCGCGCUUGAGAGCCUGCUGAUUGACAUAUGGAAGGAGAAAAUUGAAGAUUUGCGCGGACCACGCAAAAAUUCACAUGUGUAAAUUAAGUGGUCCGUAUGUCCAAGUAGCCUUAGCUGCUUGAUGCGGUGGUCCUCGUGCGGGUUCCGUGGUAUAGAAUCCUUUAUGAAGAUUAUGUUGGAGAGAUAACUGUCUCUCUUAUCACUGGCCUUGUGGUACAGUGGUAUAGAAUUAAUAAUUCAAAGUGUUUACGGCUGGUUGCCGGAGCAAGGUUUAUUAACAAGCGUUAGCUUUCGUUAUAAGAACAGAACUAAAACUAGGAGCCACCAGCAAGCUGGGGCAUAAGCUGAAUCAAAAGUAUUUAAUUGCCAAAGAAUGCAAAUCUACAAAAUAUAUGUACUUAGAGCUACAAAGCUACAGUCGGUAAGCCGACUUGGCAUAAGCGAUAAUGCUGAUCUUGCGGCAUGUGCAAGAUAUCAGAUUACCGCCGGUUGACCGUCACAUUCAGGGCGCUGAACUGAAGUUCGCUGAUUUGGCAUCUUGAGUGCAAACAACAUGGAGCAGAGCACAUUGGACAACGACAAUCCUGAUGAGUACUUUUCGGAUAUUAUUGAGAUGGACCUGGACGGAUCUUGUAGCUCCAGCACCUUGUCUGGGCGUCCGCCAAAGAAAAAGAAAAAGACCGACAUUUCGUGGCUGGCAGAGAUCGCCCAGGAGCGUCUCGAACAACAAAAGGACCACCACAGAAAGAAGGAGGAGCACGACGUUAGGCAGGAGAAGAUGGUGCAGGACUUGAUCAGCACCCAAACAAAAUUCCAGAACGACUUAUUAGAAGUUUUAAAAAAUAAAAAUAAAUAAGUUUUUAAUUUUCA